CAAUCAAAGAAAGGAGGAGGUUGUCGCCUUGUCUUUUCUUUCUACAGUUUGAUUGCCAACAAAAUUCUCAAUCUGAGAGAGAAAAAAGAAGAAGAUUUUGUUUUUUUACGAUAAAACGAUGAGAAUUUUUGGUGAAAUGGAGUUUUGAAAUGGGUUGUAAUGUUGGAUUAUUGAGUUUGCGUACCGCCAAAGAUAGCUAUUCUUUCAAGAAGCUAAUACUGUUGAAACGUCGCUGCUUUCUGUCGGGAUCCAAGUUUGUUGUUGGCGUCAAGUCAAAACCAUCAGGGGAGUUGUUCGCUUCUCCUUAUUUGCGCUUCUUCAAGCGCCCUUCAUGACCAUGAUCCCUUGCUCUCAAGUCUCUCUUGGAUCUCGCUCGCAGGUCCACCGCCACAACAACCAAAAACAACUUCCUAGCUUCUGUUUUUCUUCCCGAUGGACCCCACUUCUCGCCCCUCUGUCGUCAUCGACCACGGCACCGGGUAUACAAAGAUGGGAUUUUCUGGUAAUGUAGAGCCGUGUUUUAUUCAACCAACAGUAGUAGCAGUGAACGAGUCGUUUCUAAAUCAAUCCAGAACUUCUUCAAAAUCAAAUUGGUUAGCUCAAUACUCAGCUGGGGUAAUGGCAGAUCUUGAUUUCUUCAUUGGAGAUGAAGCAGUUGCGAAAUCACGAUCGAGUAAUACUUAUAACCUUACCUAUCCUAUUAGGCAUGGUCAAGUGGAUAACUGGGAUGCUAUGGAACGGUAUUGGCAGCAAUGUAUAUUCAAUUAUUUACGGUGUGAUCCUGAGGAUCAUUAUUUUUUGUUGACUGAGAGUCCACUUACUGCUCCUGAGAAUCGAGAAUAUACGGGUGAAAUUAUGUUUGAGACGUUUAACGUUCCGGGGCUUUAUAUAGCUGUGAAUUCUGUGCUUGCUUUAGCAGCUGGGUACACUACAUCUAAGUGUGAGAUGACAGGUGUGGUAGUGGAUAUUGGAGAUGGGGCCACGCAUGUUGUUCCUGUUGCAGACGGUUAUGUUAUUGGGAGCAGCAUUAAGUCAAUACCUAUAGCUGGAAAAGAUGUUACUCUCUUCAUACAGCAGCUCAUGCGGGAAAGAGGAGAGAAAAUUCCACCAGAGGACUCAUUUGAAGCAGCUCGGAAAGUCAAGGAGAUGUACUGUUAUACUUGUUCUGAUAUUGUCAAGGAGUUCAACAAACAUGACAAAGAACCUAAAAAGUACAUCAAACAAUGGAGAGGCAUUAGACUGAAGACAGGGGCACCAUACUCCUGUGAUAUUGGUUAUGAACGAUUUUUAGGUCCUGAGGUUUUCUUUAGUCCUGAGAUCUAUAGCAGUGAUUUUGCAACUCCUUUACCAGAUGUAAUAGAUAAGUGCAUUCAGUCAGCACCAAUUGACACAAGAAGAGCUUUGUAUAAGAAUAUAGUGUUAUCUGGUGGAUCAACCAUGUUCAAAGACUUCCACAGAAGGUUGCAGCGGGAUCUGAAAAAGAUUGUGGAUGCCCGAGUCCUUGCAUCUGAUGCUCGGCAUGGUGGGGAAGUAAAAGCACAACCUGUGGAAGUUAAUGUAGUCAGUCAUCCUAUCCAAAGAUUUGCAGUUUGGUUUGGAGGAUCUGUACUUGCAUCAACACCUGAAUUUUUUGCGGCAUGUCAUACAAAAGCAGAAUAUGAGGAAUAUGGAGCAAGCAUUUGCCGCACAAAUCCUGUUUUUAAGGGGAUGUAUUGAGGCAAAUAUCCAUUUUCAGCUGAUUAUUUAAAAAGCAUUCUCCGAUGAUGCUCAAGUGGAUGACUUGCUAUUGCCACCUCCAUCAUGCACAUCACCUUACUUCCGAUGUUCCCUGUUUGCUGGGUGCUCAUGUUUAUUGGUUGUACGAGGUGGUGCAAACAUGGUAGCCACCAGUCAAAAAGGGAAAGUUCUUACAUUCAUUCUUUAAUCAGGAGCAAAGGGUCCUCACAACAGCCUAUACAAUGCAGUCAAAUUUGUUGCCAGCUGGCCCUGCCAACACUUACGGAUCAAAUGGAGUAUCAAAUAGUUGAAAAAAAAUAUUGCUUAGCUGAAUUGCAUUUUUAGUGUUCAGCUUACUUAGGAUGUGAUGGGGAUUUUUUACAAAAUUUUUUUCUCUUCUUGGAGUUGGCCGAAGUAGGGUGGUUGGUUGUUUUUUGGUGGGAGCAGCGGCAAACUCCGAUGGUGAUUCUGUACUUUUGUUCCACUAGUACAUUUUCUGUCAGAAAGCAAGAUUGUAGGACAAAUUUUGAGUCAGAAAUUUGUUUUUGUGACAUUUUGCAAUUGGUAUUAAUCUUUUGUGUAAUAUUGAUCAAAAUUAGCAAAUUUUCAAA
Durio zibethinus is the source of this 2327-nucleotide messenger RNA. RefSeq names its product actin-related protein 3-like. NCBI's taxonomy places the organism in Eukaryota, Viridiplantae, Streptophyta, Magnoliopsida, Malvales, Malvaceae. The record is from RefSeq and is a predicted model, not a curated record.